AUGCUACAAGCCAUUUUCCGUAGCAAAUCCGUAGUUAUUGUCUUAUACCUACGGAAUACAUACGGAUUGUGCCAUAGCUAUUGCCCUAGUUUUCUAGUAGUGUAUUUGAGUUUGCUUACACAUUUGUUAGCAAUAUCACUCGCUUCCCUUGUUAUCUAUUGGCUCAUAACCUUCAGGAAUGGCUUUGGUCUCUUCAACCCUUCAACAGAUCUCAUGUUCAACUGGCAUCCACUUCUCAUGAUACUCGGAUUCAUUAUCUUUUCAGCCGAAGCAAUGAUUGCAUACAAGGCGAUUCGAGGAACAAGACAAGCACUUAAACGAGUUCACCUAACAUUGCAUUCGAUCGCACUUGUCACUGGGCUUUGUGGUGUUUAUGCAGCAUGCAAAUAUCACUAUCAACUCCAAGUACCACAUUUGUACACGUUACAUUCGUGGUAUGGUUAUUCAACCAUCUGGUUAUUUUGUCUUCAGUUCAUCUUAGGGUUUGAUGAUUUUGUGAUUGAGUCAGCUACAAUCGGAGCAGGAAUUGGGCGAUCCCAUGGCUUAGCUGGCCUGCUGAUAUUUUGGUUGGCGAUACUGAGUGCUGGGACGGGAUUGAUGAAGAAGUCUGACAUUCUACACUUGUACCCUGGUCAAGUGGAAACGAAUGUGGUUAAUGUUAUAGGAAUAUUAUUAGCACUCCUUGGGGUUUCUGUAACCCUUGUUUUGAGUCGAUAUUUAUAUUGA
This is a messenger RNA of Lactuca virosa, 726 nucleotides long. The record is from the annotation of a GenBank genome assembly. Lineage: Eukaryota; Viridiplantae; Streptophyta; Magnoliopsida; Asterales; Asteraceae.